UACGCGUUUGCGGUGCGGUUAUUGUUGGUGUUGGGGCAUUUUUGUUGUAGCUGUAGUGCUUUAGUAAAAUUUUGUGGGAGCAUAAUGCAAAACUACAGACUGCGUGUGAAAAAAUUAAUGGAGAGUUUUAAUAUUUAGGUAUAAACGCCAACGCCGUUACAUGUCUUGUAUUGGAAACCGAUCGAUUUUUGACAAAGUAACGGGUGUGUGUAUGUGCGUGCGCGUGUUUGUGUGAGUGCUUGUGUAUGUAGAGUGAAAACAUACAUACAUACAUACAAGUACUAAGAGAAAACUCCACAAGAGCUGUAAGCAAAAACAACAGCAGCAGCAGCAACAACAACAACAGUGAAAUGUCUGCAACGGCUGCUAGCUACUUGGGCAUGGACGUCUCCACGCUCCCAGCUGAUGUUCGCGAAAAACUUGCUGAAUUAGACUUGGAGCUGUCCGAAGGGGACAUUACUCAAAAAGGAUACGAAAAGAAGCGAGCAAAAUUAUUACAACCCUUUUUGAAAAAACACGAAUCAAACGACGUGGACAAGACAAAAAACUUGCCUCCACCGCCAUACUAUAAUAUAAAAGAUGCCAACAAUAGCAACGCGAAUAGCGAUGGCGUCAUUAUCUCCAGUGAAGGCUAUAGCUAUGUCACCGAAGUACCUUCGCUCUCAUCAUCCCAGCAAAGACAACAUUCCAAAAAGUCAGAAUUUACUCCACAACAGUCAAGCGCUGUUAUAUCCGCCCCACAUGGAGGAGGUGCGCCUGGUUACGAGAACAUGCGACCGCAGGGUGGGGCCGUGGGUGAUCCAGGCUAUCAAAAUACACGAGAGCCUAGUAGUGGCUUCCAGAACAGCAGCAGCAGCAGCCAGCAUCGCCAGCGACGCACCCAACGCAAAGUAACGCACAAUGAGAAACGCUAUCACUCUGAAGUGCGCCAGGAGGCUGUUCAACAGGCACUAGCCGCACUCAAGAGUCGACCCAAGCCGAGCCUGCCAAUGCCCUCGAAACGGAGCUCUGUGCUCAAUCGGAGUCCUGGCUGCAACGAUGACUUGGACUCAUCUACCGAUGACGAGUCCAUACCUGAGGAGCUUAUUUCGCCAGAUAAGGAGUACAACUAUCCGCGCGAUCAUAUAAGCAAUAGCAUGCUUCCCCCCGAGCCCAUUAUAAAGCCACCAAUACGUGAUUCAUCAAUGGCCGCACAACAACAGCAACAACCACAACAAUUGCAUUUACGACAACACGAUGUAAAGCAAAGUCAAGCGCCAAUGCAGAAAUAUCUAUCGUCGGGCGAGCGACGACCGCCGCAAAAUUUGCCGCCAUUGCCCACUUCGGAUACUUCGAGCACUGAUUCGCCACCAAUUGCAUAUAAGCGUGAUAACGAUUUUGCUGAUAAAGCCUAUAAGCAAAAGCAUUUUAACGCUCCAGACAUAACGCAGUUUAAUAACGCACAUCGCAUAGCGGAUCGAGUGACGCGCUAUGUGAAUGUCUCGCAAACGGAGCUCAACGAGUCGGAUGUCAACGGUAAGUGGAAGGUCUCAGCCAAGAUACAGCAGUUGCUAAACACACUGAAGCGACCCAAGCGGCGACCACUCCCAGAGUUCUACGAGGACAACGACAUCGAGCUGGAGAUAGCUGCCAAUCCCAAGGAUCCGAAUGCACCCAAACCAGAGGGCAGCACCAUGACACCCGUGCAGGGUGAACAACUUUCUAUACCGGCUGGUCUACCUCGCACUUUGGAGUGCGCACUGCAGCGUUAUGGCACAAACUCGUUCAAGAGUUCCAUGGCCACGGUACUGGAUCCUAAUGGCAAGAUAACUACGACGCUUACAUACGGCAAGCUGCUGUCGCGUGCACAAAAAAUUGCCUACGCGCUUUCAACCAAAAUCUUUAGCAAGGGACCCGAACAGGUUACACUUAAGCCUGGUGAUAGUGUGGCUCUGGUCUAUCCCAAUAAUGACCCACUAAGCUUCAUCACCGCCUGGUACGGAUGCAUGUUUCGUGGCCUGGUGCCACUGCCCAUAGAGCUGCCAUUAUCCAGUUCAGAUACGCCGCCCCAACAAGUGGGAUUCCUCCUUAGUUCGUGCGGCAUAACUGUCGCGCUAACCUCGGAGGCUUGCCUCAAAGGUCUGCCGAAGUCGGCAACAGGCGAGAUUGCCAAGCUAAAGGGCUGGCCACGUCUGCAGUGGUUUGUUACCGAGCACUUGCCCAAGCCACCCAAGGAUUUCAAUGUUGGCAACUUGCGUAUUGAGGACACUGCGCCGGCGUACACAGAGUACACCACCGACAAAGAAGGCAGUGUGAUGGGCAUCACUGUUGCUCGCGCUGCUAUGAUAAAUCAUUGCCGUGCUUUGACCAUGGCCUGCCAUUACACAGAAGGAGAAACAAUCGUCUGCGUACUGGACUUUAAACGCGAGGUUGGCCUCUGGCAUGCUGUCUUGACAUCGGUGCUGAAUGGCAUGCAUGUGGUCUUUAUUCCGUAUGCGCUAAUGAAGCUGCGUCCUUCGUCCUGGAUGCAGUUGAUUACCAAGCAUCGCGCAUCGUGUUGUCUGGUUAAAAGCAGGGACUUACAUUGGGGCCUAUUGGCCACCAAGGAUCACAAAGACAUCUCAUUGUCUUCGCUGCGCAUGCUACUGGUCGCUGAUGGCGCUAAUCCCUGGUCACUUUCCUCCUGUGACCAAUUCUUGAAUGUAUUCCAGGCAAAGGGUUUGCGCUCCGAUGCCAUCUGCCCGUGUGCCAGCAGUUCGGAAGUGUUUACUGUAUCACUGCGCCGACCAGGACGCUCAUCGAGCGGCUUCAGCCAGUCGGCUACUGGACGUGGUGUUCUUUCUAUGGCUGCGCUCUCACAUGGCGUUGUGCGCGUCGACAGCGAAGACUCACUCACCUCGCUAACGCUACAGGACUGCGGUCAGGUUAUGCCUGCUGCCCAGAUGGUUGUAGUGCGGUCCGACGGAGCGCCUGUGCUCUGCAAAACAGACCAGGUGGGAGAGAUCUGUGUGACAAGCGGUUCCACUGGAGCCAGCUACUUUGGUCUCGAUGGCAUGACCAACUCAACAUUCAAAGUGCAGCCUCUCCUUGAAGAUCCGGAGCAACCCAAGGAGGGCGGUGGCACCAUACUUGCUACACCCAAGCCUAUAAGCGAAGAAUAUUAUGUGCGCUCCGGUCUUUUGGGUUUCCUUGGUCCCGGCGGUCUUGUCUUUGUUUGCGGCUCACGCGACGGAUUAAUGACUGUAACAGGUCGCAAACAUAAUGCGGAUGACAUAAUUGCCACCGUGCUGGCCGUGGAACCCAUGCGCUUUAUCUACAGAGGUCGUAUCGCUGUCUUCAGCAUUAAGGUCUUACGUGACGAGCGCGUUUGUGUCAUAGCCGAGCAGCGUCCUGAUUGCUCCGAAGAGGAAAGUUUUCAAUGGAUGUCACGUGUGCUGCAGGCCGUUGACUCAAUACACCAAGUGGGGAUAUAUUGCCUGGCACUCGUGCCGCCCAAUCACUUACCCAAGACGCCUCUAGGCGGCAUACAUCUCUGCGAGGCCCGUCGCCGUUUCCUAGAGGGUUCACUGCAUCCGGCGAAUGUUCUUAUGUGCCCGCACACUUGCGUCACCAACUUGCCCAAGCCACGCGAGAUGCACCAAGGUGUGCAAACGACCGCAAAACUAAGCUCCUCAUCUGGCUGUGGUAUUACAGACACAGGCGUAGGGCCCGCCUCCGUCAUGGUUGGGAAUUUAGUUCAGGGUAAUCGCCUGGCUGUCGCACAUGGGCGUGAUGUGGGCAUGGCCGAGGACGGCGAGCGCAAGCCUCAACUGAUUACAGGCGUAUUGCGUUGGCGCGCCAACACUUCGCCAGAUCAUAUUAUUUUUACGCUGCUCAACUCAAAGGGCGCUAUAGCCAAAACGCUGACCUGUUCAGAACUACACAAGCGAGCUGAGAAGAUUGCAGCCUUGCUGCAGGAGCGUGGCAAAAUUGAGCCAGGCGACCACGUCGCUCUUAUAUUUCCACCUGGCUUGGACUUGCUCUGCGCCUUCUAUGGCUGUCUGUAUCUGGGGGCUAUACCCAUUACCAUUAGACCGCCGCAUCCGCAAAAUCUGAUCACCACGCUGCCAACGGUGCGCAUGAUUGUUGACGUGUCCAAAAGCGGGAUUGUGCUCUCCAUACAGCCAAUUAUUAAGUUGCUAAAGUCCAGAGAGGCGGCGUCUUCUAUAGAUCCAAAGACAUGGCCGCCCAUACUCGAUAUCGAUGAUAAUCCAAAGCGUAAAUUGGCCGGCAUAGCCACAGUUUCUUUGGACUCCAGCGCCUAUUUGGACUUCAGUGUGUCCACCUGCGGGCGUUUGAGUGGUGUGAACAUUACUCAUCGAUCUCUGUCUAGUCUGUGCGCCAGUUUAAAACUGGCAUGCGAAUUGUAUCCUUCGCGUCAUGUCGCUCUCUGCCUGGAUCCCUACUGCGGUCUGGGCUUUGUCAUGUGGACGCUUAUUGGUGUCUACAGCGGCCAUCAUUCCAUAUUGAUAGCUCCCUACGAAGUUGAAGCAAAUCCCAGUCUUUGGCUUUCAACGCUCUCGCAGCAUCGCGUGCGCGACACCUUCUGCUCUUACGGCGUCAUUGAACUCUGCACCAAGGCGCUGGCCAAUUCGGUGCCAACGCUAAAGCAACGCAACGUGGACUUGCGUUGUGUGCGCACCUGCGUUGUGGUGGGCGAGGAGCGUCCGCGCGUCAUGUUGACACAACAAUUUUGCAAGCUAUUCCAGGGCCUGGGCCUAAACACACGCUGUGUGUCCACCUCGUUUGGUUGCCGCGUGAAUCCGGCUAUAUGCGUACAAGGUGCCAGCUCGGCUGAAAGUGCACAGGUGUAUGUGGAUUUACGGGCACUACGCAACAAUCGUGUGGCUCUUGUAGAACGCGGUGCGCCUAACUCAUUGUGUUUGAUUGAGUCCGGAAAGCUACUGCCUGGCGUCAAAGUAAUUAUCGCCAAUCCGGAGACCAAAGGCCACUGCGGCGACUCGCAUUUAGGUGAAAUUUGGGUACAAGCGCCGCAUAAUGCUAACGGUUACUUCACCAUCUAUGGCGAUGAAACGGACUAUAAUGAUCACUUCAAUGCCAAAUUAGUGACAGGUGCUACCUCGGAAGUUUAUGCACGUACCGGCUACUUAGGCUUCUUACGCCGUACUGAAUGCUCACAGGCCGCAUCCAUUCUGGACGAGACUACACCUAGCGUGGCAAGCCGUGAUAGUGAUACCGAAUCCUUAAACUCUAUGAGCCAGCUGCAGUUGAACUUCUCCAAUGCCUCAUUGGGUGGAAAUUCCGAACACAGUCUAGUGACUGCCAAUCCCAAUGAUCAGGAGCUACACGAUGCUGUUUAUGUGGUUGGUGCUUUGGACGAAGUUAUCUCAUUGCGUGGCAUGAACUAUCAUCCCAUAGAUAUAGAGAAUUCUGUACUGCGCUGUCAUAAGAAAAUUGCCGAGUGCGCCGUCUUCACUUGGACUAAUCUGUUGGUCGUAGUUGUGGAGCUUGAUGGGAACGAGUCGGAGGCACUCGACUUGGUGCCCUUAGUCACAAAUACGGUGCUGGAAGAGCACCAGCUCAUUGUCGGCGUAGUUGUAGUAGUUGAUCCGGGUGUGGUGCCCAUCAAUAGUCGUGGCGAGAAGCAACGCAUGCAUUUACGCGAUGGCUUCCUGGCCGAUCAAUUGGAUCCCAUUUACGUAGCAUACAAUAUGUAAAUAGUAUUAUUAGCGACAACUGCCGCAGCAAGCAAACAACAAUUAUUUAUUCAUCACCAAACACACUCACACAUUUAAAAACAAAUCAAAACAAAAAAAAAAACACAUUUCCUAGUAUUUGACGCAACAAGUAAGCAGAAAUAAUAUUUAGAUUUGCAUGAUUUAUAUUUAUCAAGAAUUGACAAUGUAGCUAAACUACUAAACCACUUAUUAAUCCAUUUUCCUUUGAGAAAAAUAUUAACUUACAACAUAGUUGAUACGAUUAUUAGUCUCUUUCUCUCUCACCCUCUCUCUCUAGAGAGAAAAUCCAUUUACGACUCAUUGAAACUUUAUAUAAACACAAGUGACGAGAACAAAAACAACAAUAAAGAUUUAAAUA
Messenger RNA from Drosophila busckii, 6075 nucleotides. It is a transcript of the gene DIP2, whose product is annotated as disco-interacting protein 2. The transcript is spliced from 16 exons. The coding region runs from base 351 to 5696 and encodes 1781 amino acids. The record is from RefSeq and is a predicted model, not a curated record. NCBI's taxonomy places the organism in Eukaryota, Metazoa, Arthropoda, Insecta, Diptera, Drosophilidae.